AUGUUUACAACGAGUUUAGGAUCCACAAUCAACCGGAUCUAUCCAAUGAUUAAUGAUAAGUUAAAAUGUUCAUGUGUAAAACAUUUAUCGCAAUUAACCGAGAAACAAGCACAACUCAUGAGGAAAAAGUUGCCUCAAAAAAAACCAAUUAAAGGUGUGAAACACAUAAUAUUGGUGGCGUCCGGUAAAGGAGGCGUUGGAAAAUCAACGACUGCCGUAAAUCUAGCAACAGCUUUAAAGAGUGUUGCACCUAACAAAGAUGUCGGAUUAUUGGAUGCUGAUGUAUUCGGUCCAUCUAUACCAUUAAUGAUGAAUUUACAUGAAACCCCUUUAAUUAAUAAUGAUAACCUUAUGGUACCUCUCGUUAACUAUGGGGUUAAGUGUAUGUCAAUGGGUAACUUGAUAACUGAACAAUCAGCAGCCAUCUGGAGAGGCCUUAUGGUCAUGGGAGCCAUUGAUAAAUUAAUAAGAGGUGUUUCGUGGGACCAUACAGAUUACCUAAUAGUGGAUACACCUCCAGGAACGGGAGAUACACACCUAUCACUUGCACAAAAUCUUCCAAUAAGCGGUGUUUUAAUUGUUACUACUGGUCAAAAAGCUGCUCUUGGUGUGACCAAGAGAGGUAUAACAAUGUUUAAAAAGUUGAACAUUCCUAUAUUGGGAAUAGUACAAAAUAUGAGUACCAUGAAAUGUUUGAAAUGUUCGCAUGAAAAUUAUGUUUUUGGAGAUAGUGUCCAAGAGUUAGCUACACAAGAAAAAAUAGAUACAUUGUUUUCUGUACCUUUGGAUCCUGUUAUAACUAAUGGUUGUGAUUCUGGUCAGCCUAUUGUCAUUACUCAUCCGGAAUCCUCACAAGUUAAAGUUUACAAGAAUUUAGCAGAAUAUUUGAUAAAUUUAUUGGAUAUUGUCAAUAGCAAGUGA
This is a messenger RNA of Macrosiphum euphorbiae (potato aphid), 921 nucleotides long. Lineage: Eukaryota; Metazoa; Arthropoda; Insecta; Hemiptera; Aphididae. The record is from the annotation of a GenBank genome assembly.